AUUGGUGGCUGGCGCUUACUGCUGGAGUCUGGACUGCUCUCUACUCCGUGCAACUUCUAUGACUCUCCCAUUUUAAUUCAGAGAAAUACGGCGCUGGUUUUUCCUAUAUAUUAUACACAUAUAACUUCCUAGUGUUUAACGACCCACAGAUCUCCUUCUUCUCUGCAAAUUAACCAACACACACACACACACUCUCUCUGAAACAAUGAGCGAUCUCAAGUCCAAGUUUUUGGAUGUGUACGCUGUCCUCAAAUCUGAGCUGCUUAAUGACCCAGAUUUCGAAUUUACUGAUGAUUCUCGUCAAUGGGUCGACAAGAUGUUGGACUACAAUGUGCCUGGAGGGAAGCUUAAUCGGGGGCUCUCUGUUAUUGACAGCUACAGUUUGUUGAAUGAUGGGAGAGAACUAACUAGUGAGGAAAUCUUUCAAGCAUCUGCCCUUGGCUGGUGCAUUGAAUGGCUUCAAGCAUAUUUCCUUGUUCUUGAUGAUAUAAUGGAUAACUCUCAUACACGUCGAGGUCAACCAUGCUGGUACAAAUUACCAAAGGUUGGCAUGAUUGCUGUUAAUGAUGGCAUACUUCUCCGCAACCACAUCACGAGAAUUCUGAAGAACCACUUCAGAGCAAAGCCUUAUUAUGUUGAUCUUCUCGAUUUGUUUAAUGAGGUUGAGUUCCAGACUGCCUCUGGACAAAUGAUAGAUUUGAUCACAACACUUGUUGGAGAGAAAGAUUUAUCAAAGUACUCAUUGCCUAUUCAUCGCCGGAUUGUCCAGUAUAAAACUGCUUAUUAUUCAUUCUACCUCCCAGUGGCAUGUGCACUUCUAAUGGCAGGAGAUAAUCUUGACAAACAUGUUGAUGUCAAGAACAUACUUAUUGAAAUGGGAAUCUAUUUUCAAGUCCAGGAUGAUUAUCUGGACUGUUUUGCUGACCCAGAGGUGCUGGGUAAGAUUGGCACCGAUAUUCAGGAUUUCAAGUGCUCUUGGUUGGUAGUGAAAGCUCUAGAACUCUGCAACGAGGAGCAAAAGAAAUUAUUAUAUGAGAACUAUGGAAAAGACGACCCUGAAUGUAUUGCUAAAAUAAAGGCGCUUUAUAAUGAUCUCAAACUUGAGGAAGUAUUUCUGGAAUACGAGAAGAAAUCGUAUGAAAAGCUGACAAGCUCCAUUGCAGCUCAUCCAAGCAAAGCAGUGCAAGCAGUGCUACACUCAUUCUUGGGAAAGAUAUAUAAGAGGCAGAAGUAGGAAAUAAACUAAUUCGUCAAUUUCAAGAGUCUAUUGUUGACAAGUAUUUGUGUUCUCCCAAUGGGGAUGACAUGUCUGUAUUUCAUGCAUUUUUCUGCUUUCUUGUAUGGCUUUCUGGUCUCGUGUUUCUUAUUUUGACAGAUUGAUGAUGUAUUAUGAUUUUCCAAGAAAUGCAAACUCUACCCUUUUUCACCUUCAAUAAUUAGUACACAUUUGGCGAAAUA
This is a messenger RNA of Nicotiana tabacum (common tobacco), 1458 nucleotides long. Its product is annotated as farnesyl pyrophosphate synthase. The record is from RefSeq and is a predicted model, not a curated record. Gene Ontology annotation, molecular function: (2E,6E)-farnesyl diphosphate synthase activity; dimethylallyltranstransferase activity. Lineage: Eukaryota; Viridiplantae; Streptophyta; Magnoliopsida; Solanales; Solanaceae. Gene Ontology annotation, biological process: trans, trans-farnesyl diphosphate biosynthetic process. Gene Ontology annotation, cellular component: cytoplasm.